AUGACCUUCUCCGACGGCAGCUUCCCGUUCUACCCGCAGCCGCGCAAGCCGGCCGGCUUCGAUGUCAGCCUCGUCAUCGUCAUCGUCGUCUUCCUCGUCCUGGCGGCGAGCUUCCUCCUCAUCCUGCCCGGCAUCCGCGGAAGAGCUCGGCUGUACUGGCUGUUCCGGGUCACCGCGAGCCUUUUCGUCGGAGCCGUCAUCGUGGCGGUUCACUUCACCUCCGACUGGGAGAGCGGGCGAGUGACGGCCAGCACCCCCUACAAGUCCUUCAGCGCCGCCGUGGUGCGUGCGGACGUCGGCCUGCACGUCGGCCUGGCCGGCAUCAACGUCACGCUGCUCGGAAAACCCAUGGUUCAGCUCAAUGAAACCAUUAACUACAAUGAGCAAUUUUCCUGGUGGUCUGGGGCUGACUAUGAACAUGAGUUUGAGGAAGGCUUGGAGCGGGGCCUUCCCAACCCCAUCCUCUACGUGGCGGAGAAGUUCACCGAGCACAGUCCCUGCGGCUUAAGCGUCCUCUACAGAAUGGCGGGCCACUACGCCUCUGCUACCUUGUGGGUCGCCUUCUGUGCGUGGCUCAUCGCCAACGUGCUCUUCUCCAUGCCGGUCCCGGUUUACGGAGGCUACAUGAUCAUCGUCACAGGGGCCUUCAUGAUCUUCGGCCUGCUGUCCUUCGCCACCGGGAGGAACGUUCCCAUGUGUGCCAUCCAGUUUGGCCCCACCUCCCUUCAGCUGGCCUACGGCCCCUCCUUCUGGCUUACCCUUGCCACAGGGCUGCUCUGCUUCCUGAUCGGGGCAGUGGUGAUCGUGCUGCACCACGCCUGCCCGCACCUCCUGAAGGCCUUCUUCGACCUGUGCGAGGAUGAAGAGGACGAGGACGCCCCGCUGGGGGAGGCGUACGUCAACCCCUAUUUCCCGCACCUGCAGAGGGCUGCUGCCCAGCCCAGCUUCAAGCUGACCAUCACGAACAGCUAG
This is a messenger RNA of Varanus komodoensis (Komodo dragon), 972 nucleotides long. RefSeq names its product dual oxidase maturation factor 2 (gene DUOXA2). The record is from RefSeq and is a predicted model, not a curated record. Gene Ontology annotation, cellular component: endoplasmic reticulum membrane. Gene Ontology annotation, biological process: protein transport. The transcript is spliced from 6 exons. The coding region runs from base 1 to 972 and encodes 323 amino acids. Lineage: Eukaryota; Metazoa; Chordata; Lepidosauria; Squamata; Varanidae.